CACAGUGUUGUGCAAAUCCACGUUGCUGAAAAUGCCCGGUCUGUUGUCGCGGGUUCUGCAUCCAGGCAGCGCAAGCAGCGUUUCGACGCUAGGGCGCGGCUUGCUAUCACAAGUCUCGGACGGAUGUCGAGCGUUUCUUUCAUCGUUCCCGGCUGUGGAAACAAAGGAGGCGACGACGCCUCGCAUGCCGGACUUUGCGCAUACACCCGCGCCCUACUCGGGCCCUUCAGCAGAGGAGGUCAUCGCGCUGCGCAAGCAGUACCUCAGCCCUUCGCUGUUCUGGCACUUUAAAAAGCCUGUCAUGAUUGUGGAGGGCAAGAUGCAAUAUUUAUUCGAUGAAAAGGGGCGACGCUACCUCGACGCGUUUGCGGGCAUUGUGACUGUAAGCGUGGGUCACUGCCACCCGGCCGUGAACGAGGCCAUCAACAAGCAGAACGCGCUGCUCCAGCACACCACCACCAUCUACCUCAACAACCAGAUUGCGGAGUACGCCAAGGAGCUCACGGACCGCAUGCCCGGAAACCUCAAGGUGGUGUACUUUGUCAACAGUGGCAGUGAGGCCAACGACAUGGCCAUCAUGCUGGCCCGCCUGUACACGGGCAACUGGGACAUGCUGUGCCUGCGCAACGCCUACCACGGCAUGAGCAUCGGCACCAUGGGCACCUGCGGCCAGCACACCUGGAAGCAGCCCAUGCCGCAGGGCUUCGGCUACCACCACGCGUUGAACCCGGACCCCUACCGCGGCCCCUACGGCGACGACGGCGCGCGCUACGCGGCGGACAUGGCGGACCUCAUUUCGGGGGCCACGCCGGGCCGCGUGGCGGGCUUCAUCGCGGAGACAAUCCAGGGCGUGGGCGGCACUGUGCCGCUGGCGACUGGCUACCUGCCGGCCGUGUACAAGAUGGUGCGCGAGGCGGGCGGCGUGUGCAUUGCGGACGAGGUGCAGACGGGCUUCGGGCGCACCGGCGGCCAUUACUGGGGCUUCCAGCGCCAGGGCGUCAUCCCCGACAUCGUGACCAUGGCCAAGGGCAUCGGCAACGGCCUGCCGCUGGCCGCCGUGGUCACCACGCCCGAGAUCGCGGCGUCCAUGGCGAGCCGCCUGCACUUCAACACGUACGGUGGCAACCCCGUGUGCUCGGCUGCCGGGCGCGCGGUGCUGCGGGUUGUGGACAAGGAGCACCGCCAGGCGCACUGCGCGGCGGUGGGUGAGCACCUGCUGCGGCGGCUGCGCGGGCUGCAGGCCAAGCACGACAUCAUCGGCGACGUGCGCGGCACGGGCCUCAUGCUCGGGGUGGAGCUGGUCAAGAACCGCACCACCAAGGAGCCGGCUAAGGCGGAGACGGCUGCGGUGAUGGAGAGCAUGAAGGACAUGGGUGUGCUCAUGGGCAAGGGCGGCCUGCACGGCAACGUGUUCCGCAUCAAGCCGCCCAUGUGCUUCAGCCACCAGGACGCCGACUUCCUGGUGGACGUCAUGGACGCAGCCCUCUGCAAGCUGUAGGCGUGGACGCGAGCCGCCGAGGGGAGGAGGAGGAGGAGGAGCAUCGCGGGGGCAGGUGCUUGAGGCGGCACGGCUCGCGACAUGCGGUGCCAAGUGCUGCUGAUGUGUGGUACGAGAGCUGCCCCUCCAUACUCGGCGCGUGGUUAAGUGCUGUGCAGCUCUAUAGCUGGAGUAUCAAGCUCUAAUAGGUGUGCGAGAGAGCGGGGCGGUAUUGCAUACCGCGCAUACUGUGUGUUGGGCGGUGUGGCUAAAUCUCCGCGUUUGGAGGCAUCAUGGGCAAUGGCGUGGGGCAUGGUCUGUUGGUGCAGGCGCAUUCUUGAAACGCGACAGCGAUUGGCCUGGUGGCCGUUACCCUGGACGCCAGUGCGGCAUGAGCACUGGCGCAAGUACGGCUUAUCUUUGUACACUAUAUUCUUGAGAUGUGAAGAGCUGCCAUGUCUAUGGUUUGUUCCGUUUAUCGGCUGCACUGGGCGUAGACCGAAAGCGUGUUGUUUCGUGUGGGAAGCCGGCGAUGGCGGGAGACGAUGUGGCGGGCCCCGGUCGGUCUGUCAGUGCCGGUCCACAGGUGACGGCUGUACAGUACUCCACUUGCAAACCGUCUUGCACAGGUGGGAUGAUGCCAUCAUGGCGCCUUAUUGGUUGAUCAGCCAUUUUGACGAUCGGGCUGGGCAAGUGACUGACGUUGCGGGGUGUCAGAAAGCGGUGGGGCCUGAGGCCCUGGAAGUUCUUAAAAUACUACAGCGUCAUACGGGUGGGGCACCCGUUUUUAUAUCGUACUGAUCACGGUGAAUCUAGUACUUGUGUAGCCACACAAUGUGGAAUGGAAUGGCUGCUGUGACGCAGCACCUGCACUCCUGUAGCAACCUCAGUGGCCGACAUGGCGAAACCGCUUGCUACUCAAGUUGUUGCCGUAUACGCUGCAGUCUGCAUCAGUUAGCCUUGCAGUGAGCAUCCCUCACAUCCCUAGACACGCACCGCCAAUGAAAGCACAAUACAGCACGUUGUUCAGUGAUGGGUGGCGACCCGUGGUGGCGACCUCAACUUAACAAUCCCAUCCUACUUAAGACAGCGGCCACUGUCCUAAGCCUGGGACGCGUUAACUAUCGUAUAUUGACAUCUAUGAACGGCCCCAACAUCCCUAAAAACAAAAUGGAUGUGGAUAUGAAUGCGGCCUCAGCUACGCGCAAGUUAUUGGUGGCGCGCGCAACGCACGACCUACGACCGCCACCUAGGCUCCCUGGCACCAUAGCACCAAUUUGCAACCACAAACCCCAAGCACGCCCCAAGCACGGCCUCAUGGCACCUACGUGCAAACUUGAGGCCCACCUGUUCCACAAACUACUCUAGUACGCUCCGCCUUCACUCUGCUGCCAGACUCCCUGCAUGCUGCACAACACCCUGCAAGAGUAUCCCCAUCACGCGAAAGGGUCUGCAGGGUCACCAAACGCACCGCCGGCACCG
Molecule: messenger RNA, 2959 nt
Organism: Chlamydomonas reinhardtii
Lineage: Eukaryota; Viridiplantae; Chlorophyta; Chlorophyceae; Chlamydomonadales; Chlamydomonadaceae
Exons: 9
Coding region: 185-1498 (437 amino acids)
Biological process (GO): glyoxylate catabolic process
Cellular component (GO): mitochondrion
Molecular function (GO): pyridoxal phosphate binding; L-alanine:glyoxylate transaminase activity
Source: RefSeq, a predicted model, not a curated record